CCGGGUCGCUCGGGCCGCGCACGCGCUUCAGGGUGUACCCGCGCAGAGGGCGCCGGCUUGGAGCCGUCCGCCGUGUAGCCAGCCGCCCGCCCAGCCGCCACCAUGAAGGCCGUAGUGCAGCGCGUCACCCGCGCCAGCGUCACAGUUGGAGGGUGUUGUCCCAUGUCAACCACAGUAGGAGAAAUGGCCCCAUGUUUGGGCAAAUCCUCCACCUGGAGGAGCAGGCAGCACAGGUUAUCACUGCAAGCCCAGUGCCUUCCAGGAGCUGUGAAUAGAGGCGCUACAGGAGCAGAGACCCCAGAGCAGCCUCCUGGGACAGGGCUGCGCCCCAGCGGUGGUACACAUGAGUCCUGGCCAAGGUCAUGCCUUCCGGUCCGAAAGAUCUUGAACCUGCGUGUGUUUGAGGACGAGAGCGGCAAGCCCUGGUCCAAGAGUGUGAUGGACAAGCAGUACGAGGUGCUGUGUGUCAGCCAGUUCACCCUGCAGUGUGUCCUCAAGGGCAACAAGCCCGACUUCCACCUGGCCAUGCCCACCGAGCAGGCCGAGAGCUUCUACAACAGCUUCCUGGAGCAGCUGCGGAAGACUUACCGGCCCGAGCUCAUCAAAGAUGGCAAAUUUGGUGCCUACAUGCAGGUGCAUAUUCAGAACGAUGGGCCUGUGACCAUAGAGCUGGAGUCUCCGGCUCCCGGCACUGCCACCUCUGACCCAAAACAGCCAGCAGCCGUCACUGAGCUGGGACCUUGGCCCGUGGGGACCGAGAUGUUCCUGGAUGAAUGGCAAGAACAGCCCUAUUCGCUUUCCUCCAUUUAGACUUUUCCAGGGAUGACACGGCAGCCGGCUUGGAAGCACAAAAGCCUACCCUUGUGUGAAGAUUCUCCUGUGACUGCUUUCCAUAAAGUGGGAAGUCAAUUUCCUUUUCCAUUUUCAAUCAUAAAAGUGAAGCCCAGAAGCCGCCCUUUGUGUGUAAUGGAAAGAUCUGAGCUUGUGGCCCCAUUUCCAUUUCCACUGCUCCUUCCCAGCCAGAACGCGAUCCCCACAUCGCAUCCCCAGGCGUGGACCGUGGCGGGAGGGCAAAGACUGCUGUUGACCAUCGGUGCCGCACUGGGUCAGAGAGCCUUUGGGGAGAAGCGCACUCUCGUACAGUUUCCCUCCAGAAUCCAGGCUAGCGCUGGCCUUGCACUCCAUGGAUUCUUUUUUCCAGGUUUAUGUUGUCCCUUUGUCCCCUUCAUUUUCUCCUAGGAAGAGUUUCCUAUUAUUGUGAUUAUUACUCUAAAAAAAUUUCAAGCAAGCAUGCAUGUAUUAACUGGAAAGUACCAAUUUAGAAAUGCUGUUUUUUAAUAGAACGCUUUUAUAGUAUUCCUGGAGAGAAAAGGUAUUUUUAUAGAAAUAGUUCUGUUCCUGUCUUUUAUUUUUCAUAUGAGCCCUUAUAAUAUUUUAUAUCAAUUUUUGUUACAUGUGAUAUGUAAAAAUCAGUAUUCUUUAAAAUUUUAGCAGUUUAGGGCUGGGGAUUUAGCUCAGUGGUUCUGCUGCCUGCCUCGCAAGCACAAGGUCCUGAGUUCAAUCCCCAGUACCUCCCCCCAAAAAUUUUAGCAGUUUAAGAUGCACUAAAAAUACUUUUAGUUGUAAUUUCUCAGAGAGGGCUGAGUCCUGCCAGACGUCAUAAAAACAUGUUGAUCUACUUUUGCACACAUCAUGGAAAACUUGAAUUAUCUUGGGUGUAUAGACAUAAAGGUUUUUUUAAUAUUAUGGGAAAAUAAACAUAAUAUAAAACAUAUCAUUUCAGCCUCAUGUAAGUAUUGGUUCAAUGUCAUUAGCACAUCUAUACUGUUGUGUGACCAUUGUUACCCUUGUCCAUUCCCAGACUCUUGAAAUUACACCCAUUAUUAAAAAGUAUCUCCUUUUUUUACCCGCCCCCCCAGCCCCUAGGACCCACCAUUUCUCUUUGAAUUUGACUAUUGUUAAGUAUCAUAUGAAUGAAGUCAUACGGCAUUUGUCCUCCAGUGACAAGCCUUUUUCAUUUAGCAUAACAUUUUCAAGGUUCAUUCGUGUCACACCUUCUGUUCAUAGCAUGCCUCAGAAGUUGCUUCCUUUUAAGGGCCAAAUAAUACUACAUUGUACAUAUAUGCCACAUUUUGUUUAUCCAUCUACCCAUCCGUGACCAUUGGGUUGAUCCACUUUUUAGCUGUUGUGAAUAUCAGCACACAACUAUCUCUUCAAGACCUUCUUUCAAUCCUUUUGGGUAAGUACCCUGAAGUGGAAUUGCUGAAUCAUGUGGUAGUUCUUUGUUUAAUUUUUCCAGAAACUGCUGAUGCUGUAUUAUUUCCCACAGCGUCUGUACCAUUUUGCAUUCCCACCACCCAUGCCUGUACCGCCCUGUUGGAGAUGGUGCCUUUGACAGAUCAGGGGAAAAAUUGAGUAAGAGGUUAAAUUAAU
This is a messenger RNA of Heterocephalus glaber (naked mole-rat), 2433 nucleotides long. Lineage: Eukaryota; Metazoa; Chordata; Mammalia; Rodentia; Bathyergidae. The record is from RefSeq and is a predicted model, not a curated record.